GCUGAGGCUGCGGGAUGCAUCAGUUGCGACUGCGAACUCUCAACGUGUGGAGUGGAAUCGGUUCUAUUUCUGGCUCCUGCCCAAACACCAACCAAACAACAACAACCCGCGCAAAGAUGAACUUCACGAAAUUGUUCAUUCUGGUGGCGAUUGCGGUGCUGGUGAUCGUUGGUGUACAGCCCGCGGACGGUGCGCCCCGUUGGAAGUUCGGCAAGCGGUUGGAAAAGCUUGGACGUAAUGUGUUCCGGGCGGCUAAGAAAGCGCUGCCAGUCAUUGCCGGCUACAAAGCCCUUGGCUAGAUGAGACUGACCUUCGACGCCUCUCCCCAUCGCGAGCGAUAAUGAAUUACACGACGCACACAGACGCAUCCACUUUUAAUGGCAUCCAUUAUGAAAUGUUUCACUGAUCAACUAGCAAACGGUGAAUUUAUCACGUAAGACUGAGGGUCAACUAUAUUCGGUUAGAUAGUAAUAGGUGGCUUUAACGGCUGUACUUACGCAUUGAUUUGCUGUCACGGUCUACUGCUUUUACAGUAUUGUUUAUUUUUUGUAUACCCGAGUUCCAAUAAACUGAAUAAUGUCUACAUAGAUUUCACAUCA
This is a messenger RNA of Anopheles moucheti, 599 nucleotides long. Its product is annotated as cecropin-B. The transcript has 2 exons. The coding region runs from base 15 to 299 and encodes 94 amino acids. The record is from RefSeq and is a predicted model, not a curated record. Gene Ontology annotation, cellular component: extracellular region. NCBI's taxonomy places the organism in Eukaryota, Metazoa, Arthropoda, Insecta, Diptera, Culicidae. Gene Ontology annotation, biological process: defense response to Gram-negative bacterium; defense response to Gram-positive bacterium; antibacterial humoral response.